CCUGUGCAAGUGCCUGAAGAACGCUCUCCAGCAACUCUCGCAUUGCACGGGAGCUGCUCAGUGGGGGAGACAGCUGUAAAAUGACAACUGAAGCCUGGACUGUCAGUUACGAAGCAUCUUCUGCUGUCUACUGGGAUUAUAAUCCCCUCCAAGAUACCUGCCCACCACAGGACCUACCCUAUGCUUGUGUCUACAUUCCCAUCCUCUACUUCAUCACUUUCUUCAUUGGUUUCAUUGGCAAUCUCUUGGUGAUUGUGCUGAUGGCCAAGAAGAGAGGAAGCAAGAGGCUGGUGGAUACCUUUGUCCUGAAUCUGGCUGUCGCCGACCUGGUCUUUGUCCUCACCUUGCCUCUCUGGGCAGUGUCAGCAGCUCAUGGUAACAAGUGGUACUUUGGUGAAAGCCUGUGUAAGUUCAGCAGCUUUAUCAUCUCUGUGAACCGCAGCUCCAGCAUCCUGUUUCUAAUGGGCAUGAGCGUGGAGCGUUACCUGGUGGUCAUGAAGCGUGUGGACUCCAAGUCUACUGGGACCAAGAACUGUCUGAUCAUUGCCUGUGGUUGCAUCUGGGCUGUCUCUCUCCUCCUAGGCAUUCCUUCUCUGAUGUAUCGGAAGCUCAGCCUCUCAGAGGAUACCACUGGUGAAUUGUGCGAGGAUGAGGACUCUGUCGCCUUCCAGGUGCUCAGCCUGGCUUUGCUCAUCUUGACCUUUCUCCUGCCCUUGGGAGUGAUCUUAUUCUGCUAUUGCUCCAUCUCCUUCAAGCUGCUGAACCACAUCAGGCUGGGAAAGGGGACGAAGAACUCCCUCCAGAUCAUCUUCACAAUCAUUGGUGCCUUCAUCUGCUGCUGGCUGCCCUUCAAUGCCUUUAAAGCGUUCCUCUUCUUCUCCUCCAUGUUCCAGGGAGCAGAUCUGUCUUGCUGGGCAUUAAUGGCUCUCAGGAGGGGCCUGACCAUCAGUGCUUGCUUGGCCUUCAUGAACAGCUGCGUAAAUCCCAUCAUAUAUGCCUUGAUGGAUCGCCAUUUCCGACGCCAGGUGCUGCCACAACGGCUCCGGGUCUGUGGUGCUUUCCAGGAGACAAGGCAAACCUCGGGCUUGUCCUUCUCAUCCACUACUGAGUCCAGCCUCAUGUUCGCCAGCCGGAACAAGCCAUCAUCACCAGCAUCCAUUUGGCCAGAGAUGUAAGAGGGGACGGGUAGGUUUACAAGCUUCUACCCUGUGGGGUGAGGCAGGCUAGAUAGUCGCUGUUGCUGCUUCUUGUGUAGGUAAAACACACUGGUUAUUCGGACAGGCUUCAGGUUAAUUUUGACAAGGGCUUUUCUUUCUUGACAGAUCUCCCUCUAAAAGCAUUGCUAAGCUACCCCCCAGGUCUAUGUAGAGCUGUAACACCCGUCUGUCUCACCUGGGUGUCAGCAGAAUGUCAGUGGAUCCACUUCUCUCCUGCCGUAAUGCCACUGAUGUCCAAGGAGCUGCAGCAGCAGAGUUUCACCCAAUAUUCUUAGAAGUUAUAACACAGGUUUUGAAAAGGAAGAGGCUAAAGAUUUGCAAAGCUGACUAGGGGAUUUAGUCACACAGCUCCCAUUGAAAUGAAAAUCUCACCAAACAGCUGCUCUCUCCUUCCCCAGCACCCUUGGGAGAAGAGGGAUUCUCCACUGGCCUUGCCUUCCCCUGCUAAGGAAAUCAGGCACAUCCAGUGCUUUUCCCAGGGGCAUUCACACGCAUCCCAGAAAUACAGUGAGGGAGAAACCAGCCUGAAUGCAGCCUUUUAGCCAGCAGAAGCAUCAGGGUUACUUAGGCCUGGUCUAUAGAGCCACCCAGCUACACUGCUCAGGGAUGUGAAAAAUCCACCCCCCUGAGCAACGUAGUGAAGCCGACGUAACCCCCAGGUACAGACAGUGCUAGGUCAAUGGAAGAAUUUGUCCAUCAACCUUGUCACCAUCUCUUGAGGAGGUGGAUUGGCGACAGCGAUGGAAGAAUUCCUCCUGCCGGCGUAGGUAGUAUCCACACUGAAGGGCUGCAGCAGCACAGCUGUGCCACCGAAGCGUUUCACAUGUAGACAAGCCCUUAGGUUUGUUCAAGCGAUGAGAGCACACGCUCCCCAGGAGCUAGUAGCAGGGGGAGGGGAGGCAGCGGCAGCACAGGGCAGGAUGUGGCACUCCAAGUAGAUUUGCUUGAGCAACAAAUAGAGAAUUCUGGAGAAGGUAGGGGCCAAACUCUGGUCUCAGUUACAAAGCCAGAGAACCAAUUCUGCCAGUCUUACUCACAGGAGCAAUCCCUGCUCAUGUGAGUAGCCCCACUGAUUUCUAUGGCCCACAUCCUCAAGGGCAUGUCAUUGCCUAACUUCAGUGGGAGCUAGACCCCUACAUACCUUUGGGGAUCUGGCCCUAUGUGCUUAUUUGCGUGAUCAAGGCCUGGCAGGUUUGGGCUCCGAUGUUUGUGGGUUUCUACCAGGGAAACUAAGGCUGGAAUCAGACCUGAGAUGUACAUUGUAAAACCGAAUGCCUUAAAUGUGUAUCGCCACCCUCUGAAUUUAUCUCUCAGAGUUAUUGCAAAUUCAAUAAACCGUGGCUGCUUGCUCCUGUUAUAGACAUACAGUAACAACGAAGGCAGAAUUACUGAAGUUGUGACCAUGUGACAGA
Molecule: messenger RNA, 2629 nt
Organism: Trachemys scripta elegans
Lineage: Eukaryota; Metazoa; Chordata; Testudines; Emydidae
Gene: GPR25
Product: G protein-coupled receptor 25
Exons: 1
Coding region: 81-1175 (364 amino acids)
Biological process (GO): G protein-coupled receptor signaling pathway
Cellular component (GO): membrane
Molecular function (GO): G protein-coupled receptor activity
Source: RefSeq, a predicted model, not a curated record